Helianthus annuus (common sunflower) is the source of this 1518-nucleotide messenger RNA. RefSeq lists its product as uncharacterized. The record is from RefSeq and is a predicted model, not a curated record. Bases 257 to 1429 code for a protein of 390 amino acids. NCBI's taxonomy places the organism in Eukaryota, Viridiplantae, Streptophyta, Magnoliopsida, Asterales, Asteraceae. The transcript has 2 exons.
GAUUAGAUCAAGUUUAUAUUUUGUAUAGAUCUAUAUCUUAUAUUAUUAGAGAUAAAUCUUUGUAUUUAUUUGGUGGUUAUCUCCUCCCAAAAUAGUGGAGAGCCAUUUGUAUUUAUAGGGAUAUUGAUUCAAUGAAAAGGCAAGCAAUUAUACAAUCUUUCAUGGUAUCAAGAGGGUAAAAUACGGUCCUUCUUUCUGCCCUCAUACCUCCGCUGCCUACCUUCUCCUACUCUUCUUCUUUUCAUCUACGAUCCCUAUGGCCUCCAACCUGCACCCUGCAGUCACUGUUAAUAACAUUCGUACCCUUAUUCCAAUCACCCUUGACAUCGAAUCCGGGCAUUACACAACAUGGUCAGAACUUUUUAAAAUCCAGUGCAAAUCCUUUCAGGUGUAUGAUCACUUACAGCCUCGUACCACUUCUUCUUCAGCUGAGAAAGAUAAAGAUAAGGAACAAGCUCCUACCGAGAGUUGGGAACGAUUGGAUUCAAUUGUUCUUCAAUGGAUUUACGGAACAAUCUCUUCCGAUCUUCUUCACACCAUUCUAAAGCCCAACACCACCGCCUAUGACGCCUGGACCGCGUUAGCCAAUUUAUUCCAAGACAACAAAGCAACCAGAACAAUCGACCUCAACAACCGAUUUUCAAGCACUCGCCUUGAUCAGUUUCAGUCGAUGUCCGCCUACUGCCAAGCCAUGAAGAUUAUGUUUGACCAGCUAACCAACAUCGGCUCCUCCAUCACCGACGAACAACUGGUGUUACAAAUUCUCGCAGGUCUCACCGAACAAUACGAAAGCGUUGCUCUCAUCCUCCAAAAUACGAAACCCUUACCCAGCUUCUAUGAGACCCGCUCUCAACUGUGUAUGGCAGAAACCAGGAAAAUCAAUCAAGCAAAACAAGCCGCUCAGCUUGCUGGUACAGCCCUAACCGCCACAGCCAAUCGUAACUCCUCCUCUCGAUCUUCAGAUACUCGCCAGCCAGACAAUCGGACUGAUUCAUCGGAACGCACUCGUGGUCGCGGCCGUGGUAGGGGCCGCGGUAGGGGCAGAGGGUAUGCUUCUCGUGGACGCGGGAGCUGGAACUCUUCUGGAUCUUCGAUUUCUUCACAACAGGUGCCAUGGAAUUUCUCCUUUUCCCCUACGGCCGGUCAUUCUCAACAUAAUUGGGCUGGCCAUUUACAACAGCCAUGGGCCCCUUGGAUACCCCCUUGCCCUUAUCCAACUGUCCCCAAAACAAACAAUGCUGGGCCAGGUGUUUUAGGCCCACGACCAGCCCACAACUUUGCGGCUAAUCAGGCCCAGUCAACUGCAGAUGGCUAUACUCCAACAGAUCUGUCUCAGGCUCUAUAUCAUAUGGCACUUAAUCCUCCCGAACAAAACUGGACCAUGGACACAGGAUCUCAAGACCCGGACCCCUAUCCUACGAUGCAAUAGUUCCGGUGACCUCUACACAUUGGAUCCUACACAAGUUUCAAAGUUCACUUCACCAUCUACCUUUGUCGCUGUGACCCAAGAUCUUUGGC